UUCAUAACAAGUGUUCGUGUUGUUUGCUCCCUCAUAUCGAGUAAACAAGUUGUCUGGAACUAAAAGUAGGCUUCAGUAGGAGAAUGCCACAAACGGUAGUGUUAUCUCCAUUUCAGAAAGAAAAACUACAAUACUACUUUAAAUUUUUAGAACCAAACCAGGAUGGUGUUUUAGAGAGUCACAGUUUUGACAGGGUUAUGCAGAAAAUUUACAAAUUCACUGGCUGGCCAAAAGAUAACCACAGAGCUCUUCAGUGUGUGGAGAUUCAUCAAGCAUUUUUUGAGAUUCUGUUUGAAAAAUCAGAGGCAGAGAGUGGGCACCAUGGCACUGCCACACUGGAUGACUGGUACGCCAUCUGGUCCCACAUCCUGCCUGGCUGUAAGGGGAUGAGCAACUUCCCUGUCUGGCUGCGGCUGAUGCCCAAAGUGUUGUUUGAUAUGAUGGAUCGCAACAAUGACGAUGUCCUGACCAGCGAUGAGAUUUUCCAGUUUUACAAAGAGAUGGUUGACCUGCAGGUGGACUUGAAAGAUCUGGAGACAUCCACACACAUGGCUUACAGUAAAAUGACUGAUAACGGCAGAUAUCCACUAACGCUGGACAGUUACGAGCAGGUCUUUGCCAACUUCCUCCUGGGCCGCACCCCACAUGGGCCGGGCAAGUACAUCUUUGGUUGUUUCAAGCACGACUAUGGCUCCUACCAGCUCAUCCAGCCAGCAGAAGACGACCCCUCAGACGACAUGUUUUCUUACGACAAGAGGCCAAAGAAGUUUGGUGUAGCCUUCACUUAAGUUAGUAGUUGGUGUGUUUGUUGAUAGAUUAACAUAUCCAAUGUCUAGGUAAAAUUACUAGUGCUUAAAUAGACCCAGCUGAUCACCAUAACAAAUGCCAAGGUAAAAUCACCUAGUAUUUGAAUUAAGCUAGCUCAUUGGUUGAAGUGUUUUGUUUACUUCAAUCUCUGAAGAUUAUUUAAAAUUAUUUAAACUUGUAACUGGUAAAGUGAAAAUGUUAUUUUCUUUAUUUUUUGUAUAGCCAACCAUCUUUGAAAUAGUGAUUAAGUUUCCUCUGUAGGUGUAACUGUGUAGUGAAGUUUUUGUACCACUUCAAAUUUUCUAUCAACAUAAAAAAAACACAACAAUUUGACUCCCCUUGCCAUAGCACCUUGUAUGUUUUUAAUAAUCCAAUGCUCUUCACAAAGAAAGUUUAAUUAUUUCACAAUCAGCUGCCUUAGUUAACCCUUGCUUGUAUUGUUAUAUUUCCAUGCAUGUUUAACCCUUUCUGUAACAACUUAAAGCAUACAGUCCCAGAGUACACUGGUUGAAAUUUUAAAGACUGUUUAAAAAAUUUAACAAGCAUAAGAAUGUGAAGCAAUACAUUGUUUUUUAAUUAAAAAAAUAGAAAAUGCUGCCUCACACCUUUACUGUUCUUUAAUGCUAUUGCAUUUAAAAUAAUUCAAAUUGUUAAUUAAACUAUACAUUUUUUUUCAUAUGUCCCUAAAUUUUAUUUUGUAAAAGUCGUACAAUUUCAGCAUUUAUUUUUACAUGUAUUUCACAACAGUAUUAUUUGUGUUCACUUUUCUGGGCUGUAGAAAGCUUAUUUCUUUUUUUUUUUUUUUUGCUGGAUUGGACGAAGAUUCUGAACUUUCAAAUAAACCUUAAAACUGGUUAAUUCUCAACAUUCAACUGUAGCUUCAACAACGAACAUUUUGCCCUGUUUUAGUGAAAGUAUUCAACCAAUAAUUCAAAUAGUUUUGUUACUAGAGCUACAUCGAAAUCAAAGCUUAAUUUAAAAAAAAAAUGAUAUUAAUUGAUAAAAACAAUUGUGAUUUUUUUAAAUAAUUUCAAUGAAUUGUAUAAAAUUUGACUGUGUUUAUACUUGCAGUUAACCUUCCUUGCAUCAUGUUGUCUCCAGUUACUGUUUUUUUUUCUCCCUGUCCUUUAAGUGCAAUAUUUGACACAUUAAAUCUCAGAUGUUUAAAAACUGCUUAAACAUUCCUUCUAUCAUACACAACAACCAAAAGACUUCUUUUUUAAUUCUGUGGAAUUUUACAAAAUUGCUUUCAAAUGUUCUAUUUAAUUUAAAUGUAUUAUUCAGAUAUUUGUAAUGAGUGUUACUUUAUUUAACCAAGAAAAGUUAAAACUAAUGUUGAUUGUAAACAUCCAACUUUUCUCUUUAGUUACUUUACAUUUUUUAUGACCUUGUUUUGAUUGUAAUCAGGGGUAGUGGCAUUACUGUAACAUAGUUAAAUUGAUGUCUUUUUGUUAUCUAAGCUUUGUUAAUCUGCAAUUAUACAAGUUAAGUUAAUAAAAUUAUACAUCCCCAUUUUUAAAAUAAGACUACUGGAUUUUGAAUUAAAUUAAUAUAAUUAUUAUAUAAUUCCAGAUUCUAAAUUUACAGGAUAUUUUGAAACUAAUUCUUAUUUUGGAUCUAAAAUGAUGUAAGUUCUGUGAUAUUUGAAAUGAAGCCAACAAGUUUUGGAUAAAGUGAUGUAAACCAUAGUAUACUGAUAUGCUAACAGCUAGUUUUUAAUUUUUUAAGAGAUUUGUUAUGGUCUACUAACUACUUAAACUGACCCCAUAGACACUGUGUUAUUUUGUUGAGAUGUUAAGAGCCAGGUUUCAAACACUUGCUGAGUCAUCAUAUUUCUGCUGCUUUCUGAAAUUCCGUUAUUUUGUUUACCUAACCUAUUUAUUUGAUUACAAGCUAUAUUUAACCCACCCUGCUGCACCAUUUAAAUCUUACUUUGAUCAUCACCUGGUAUGUUUAUCAUUACUUGUAGAAUUUUUUGUUUCCAUAUAGCAAUUUUAAUUGCUCUAAUAUGUAUAUUGCUAAGAAAAAAAAAGUGUGCUUUAGUUCAAAUGAAUUGUAUACUGUGAUUGGUCAACUGCAAUAGCCAGAUUUUUUUUUUUACAAAAGUUUGACUGAAAGGUUUCUGUGUAUUUUUAAUUUACCAUGUUUUUAAUGUUUUUUUUUCCACCUUUUUCUGGAUGGCUAAAAGUUGCCAGAAAACUUCAAACCAUUUCUAACAUGUGAGGUAAAAAAAAUGGUAAACUUUUUGAAAAAUGUACAUUUUAGAAACUUUAAGCUAACCUUGUGACUUCAAGUCCAGGAUUUAAAAAAAUUGUUUUAGCACUUUAAAAGUACACAUAAUAUUUUUUAAAUUAAUAAUUUCUUAAUCACAUCUUAAGCAUCCAAUUUUUAAGCCUUGAAUGCUUUUGAGAUCAAUUAUCAUUAAAGUUAAGUAUCUUG
This is a messenger RNA of Physella acuta, 3246 nucleotides long. RefSeq lists its product as uncharacterized. Gene Ontology annotation, molecular function: calcium ion binding. The record is from RefSeq and is a predicted model, not a curated record. Lineage: Eukaryota; Metazoa; Mollusca; Gastropoda; Physidae.